Motacilla alba alba is the source of this 26473-nucleotide messenger RNA. RefSeq names its product nascent polypeptide-associated complex subunit alpha, muscle-specific form-like. Lineage: Eukaryota; Metazoa; Chordata; Aves; Passeriformes; Motacillidae. The record is from RefSeq and is a predicted model, not a curated record. The transcript has 2 exons. Bases 9191 to 10123 code for a protein of 310 amino acids.
GAGAAUGGCUCAUUUCCCGCUCCUGUUCCAUGUAGAAGAUGAAGUCCCUGAGGUUGACUCGUGUUAUUUUCUGCCGGGGGUACUGCCGGGGGGAGCCCGUGCCCAGCCCGGCCUGGCUGCCCCCGCACAGCCCCACGCCCUGCAAGAGAACACAGCACAGCCGAGUCCUGCAGCAGCCUGCUCUCAGGCUGCAGGACCCUGCCAAAGAGCUCCAGUGGCUCACUGCCAGCCUCCCCCUAGCCCAUCCCAUCAGGGCUUUUUUACUAUUACUGUCAUUUCUGUCCUGAGUCUCAGCGAGUUUACCUGAGUAAAGGCCUCAAGUGCAAACACGUGAGGCUAAACCUUGUUCACUUACGACUCGGGACAAAUCCCUCCUGCUACAGUCAUGUUCACUGGAGAUGUGUUUGACCGGUUUAAAUUCAGGAGCCUUUUAAGAACAAAAUGAUUUUCAGCAGGUAAGGCCAUUAAUACAUUGUUCAAAUGUGUGCAGGAUCCUGCUCUCAGUCAAGAACUGGGAACAGGUGAGUGGAGUACUGGGAAUCCCCCCAGGGACCCCAGAUCUCUCCUCUGGGUCUGCUGAAGAGAAGGACUCAGUGUGGGGAGAUACUCCGCAAACAAUCAAAAAAUUAAAUGGAAAAAUCACAAAGGCUCAGACAUUGUGUGAUGAUAAACACAAACAUCAGUACACUUGUUUCGACAGCUAUGUUAAAUAAUUAUGUAUUUUUUAAUUGGUUCAUUGGUACUGAAUUACUGAAUACCUCAUCCUGCCUCUGUAUACAGAGAAAAAAUUCUUAAACUGGGCCUGAGAAUACUGUGAUCUGAAUAUUUAGAAAAGGAAAGGACAUAAUUAGAGCCCCUGCAGUCUCAUGGAGUUUAAACUGAAACCUGAUGCACACACAUGUUCAGAUGUUUUUUCAUCCAUAGGAGUCCAUUGUUUUUGUUAAUUCCAAUUGGUUUGUAGCAAAAUAAAGUGUUCUAACUUAGAAAAAUAGGUUUUAAUCUCUGAAAAUAUUUAAGCUAUUUUUCAAACCUCUAAGAAAUAUGGUAAAAAUUCCUAUACUUCUAAUAUCCCAAAUUUACUUACUGCUGCUCAAACUUACCCUUCUUUCCCCAGGAAAUACUUAUUCUAGGAUCUUGACUCCAGACAUUAAGAAUACACUUAAGGGUAAUUUUACUACUGAACGCUUGUAGGGGAAACACACAAGGUCUGCUGAGAGCAAGGCAUGGAUGGCAGUGUUUCCCUGUCCCCCACAGCCAGUCUGACUCCUUGCAGAACUGCACCCUGCAUGUUAUUUCUCCCAUUCCUCUUGUUCAAUUACAGCAGUGGGGCAAAUCCUCUUCUGUGGCCACAGACACCAAGGGCUUCUCGGAGCGCAAUGAAUGUGGCUCAGCUUGCAGGGAAGAGAGGGAGAAGCCCGCAGCCUUUGGGCACCUGGAGCAUUUGAGCCAAGGGAUUCUGCUCUCCAGAGCAGUUCUUGGAGCAGUUUUUGUUAAUGGAUUGAUUGAGCACUGAACCUCACUGCUCGCAGGAAAUGCAGCUGCAAGGGCUGCUCAUUCCUGCUGGAGCCAGACACAUGCCCAGUGCAUGAUCCAUGUACUCAGCAGUGCUCCAGACCUUAACCCAAGAAACACUUCACAGUCCUAAAAGACACAAAAUAAUUUAAACUCUUCCUCUCUGUCUUCUACAGGCUGGAACACUUUGAGCUGCCUGCCACUGCCCUCUGACCAUGCACCCACUCUGCCAGGGCUCUGCCCACUGCUUCUAAGUCCUUAAGAAACCACUGUGUGUGUGUGUGUUUAUUUUAAAUCAAAAUUACUCAAAAAAUGCUUCUCCUUCUUCUCUGUCCCCACCACACAUCUCCCCUGCCCGCAGCACUGACUUCAGAUUCAUCCUGACCACAGGACCUGUGACAAAUACACUUGAACGGAAUGUGGCCACCUUAAACUCACAGCAAACCACAUCCAUAGCACUCUGGACUGGAAGCAUCCCACACACACCAAACAGAGAAGAGCUGCACAGUUUUUUUCAAAAAUUCUCUCUAUAAAACUAUUUCUUUAGUUAGUUGAGUAACAUUUACAGCAAGGAACUGCUCUCUAUUUGGACAGAGUAGCUGGAAUUAAGAUGUGCCAAGUCAUAUUCAUUGCAUUUAUCACUAGAGAUUCUGAACUUCAACACAGCAAGAGCAUCACACCCUUAACCAGCACCAGAACAUGGCACCAAGCUGUGCACAUUCACAACCACACCUGUGAGCCAGCAGUUACAAGGUGAAAAUUAAUAAUAAAAAUUAUUUUAGAAAUACAGAAGCACAUCUGUAAGCUGACAGAACAGUAAUUUAUUUGUGCCAAUAUGAUCACUAAUUUAAAUUAAAAUCCAGUUGGUUUGGUACUGCAUUGUACUCAAAAUUAUUCUGCAGAUGCUGUAUAAAAAAAAGACUCCUAAAUGCCAUAAUUAUUUAAUUGCAUACAUGAAUUCAAGUACAGCUAAAAAUAAUGGCCAAGAAGAGUGGAACUGAAGUAAUUCAAAAUUUUCUCAAGAAAAAUCACAUUUUUUAUCAUCGUGACAGAUUUUUCAUCAAUCCAAACAAGCCCCUGUGUUGUUCGUAUCUAUGGCAACUAAUCAGAGUUACACAGAUAAAAGUUCUAAUAAAAGAAUAAAAGGUUGUAAAUUGUUUACCUCCUUUAUUUCCUGGCCUGCCACAUGCAAGCUCUUCCCCAAUCCCACACACUCAAAUUAUAUAUUAUUAUAAUUUCAGGAAAACUUGAGACAUUCCAGACCAGAAGAAAACCCACGUAAUUUAUAUAUGAACUGUCUGCCUCUUCAUUUUGAGUCAGCUUCCAAACGUGAGUGACAGUGACUUCCCAUCCCCUUCCCUCCCAGCUCCUCGUUCCCCACUGCCUCUCUUCCCUCCCGAAGGCUCCCUCAGUCCUUUCCUGGGGCACACCUGGGACUGCACCUCCCACAGCCCAGCCCAGAGAGCAAAGGGAUUCUCCUGUGCUCCCCGUGCAGGGCUCCGGGGCUGCUGAGCACCUGAGGCUGCCCCAGCUCCUGCUCCCGGCCAGGGCUGAAGAGCAAAUCAGUUCAUGGAAAAUCCCAGGCAGGGAUCUGUAACCCUGCCCUGGUGCUGUGCUGGUGGUUAACCUGUGAUCCCAGAGCCACGGGGACAGGCCCAGCCUGCCUGCACAGCUCCACUGCACUCCAGCCCUGCCAGCUGAUGGGACAGAGCUCCCAGCACUCCAACACCAGGCUGAGUUCAACUGCUGCAAGCUACCUAGCCUGAAAUGAUGGCUUCAGAAGAAUCAGAGUAGUUACUCGUUCAGUAUGCACACUUUGAAGCAAGUCUGAAUUUAUGUCAGAUGUGACACAAGGUUUGGGCCAACUUUCUCAGCCUGUUUGCUAUUUUCAUGAUUUUCCUCUAUGAGAAAACUCACGCUGUUUGCAAAGGGAAAUACAAACAGUUCAGGAUAAAAUGCUGACCAGAGAUUUGGUAGAUCAGUAGCUAAAUAUACAAGAAUCUGCCACAGGAACAAACCUGUCUGGUGCCAGGGAGACUGCACCAAGGCCAGUGCACAGAGAGGCCAGCAAAGGCUCAUCGCUGUUCCCUGGCACUACUGAGCAGAGCACGGCAGCUGCUCUGCAGUGUGUGCACCCCCUCUCUGUCCCCAGAGCAGCCGCUGUCUCCAGCAGCCACGCAAGGAGCAGAGUCCCCCUGCUCUCAAACCUCCACCCGUCUCAAAACUGUGUCUGAGCUGCUCCAUGGUGGGCUCCUGUCCCACCCUCAGGUGACACAGGUGGGUCCCCAUGUGGCCCCCAGGGCUGCGUGGCCUGGAGCCAGGCACACCCUGGAGCUCAGGUGCAGCCUGUUCCUCUGGAGAGCCCUGCCAGCCUCUCUGCUGUACCCGAGCCAACAGCUCCCACAGAAGCUGCAGGGACUGAAAGGCUCCAGCUCCCUCCUACCUCUGUCCUCUUCUGCUGGGCCUCCACGCCCAAUCUGAUCCCUAAGGAUCCCCAAAGGUUUGAAGGCUGCUGGGAAAGGGGACUGAGGCAGACAGACACAUCUCUCCCAAAAUGAUCUCAUUCCAAAAUGGGCAAACUCACCCACUGCUCACAAAGUAGUGGUGUCUUUGUGCAUUAAAUUACAAUGGUUACGGCAGCAGGUGGAUGGAAAUCAAGGUGUGCAAGUCCCAAAAAUGUGCUGUUCUCCGCUCAAGAUGGAAGUGCUUUCACAGAAGAAAGCAAAUGUAAUACAACGUACACUUAUUUUUAUAACAAUGAUUUCUACUGUUGAACAAUUAAUUUUUGUUUUCCUUCACAAACCUGCAUCCCUUCAACUUUGAAUUACAGAACCAUGGAAAUACAGUACAAUAUUCCUGUCAGGGAACAGAAAGAUAAGGGCAAGUAGAAGAUUGCAUUUAAUAUUUUAUCCAUCCUUCCUUCACCAGAAAACAAUUCAGUGCUGACAUCUCUGCUUUGAACAGAGUCUUGAUCUGCGGCUAUUGCUUCUCUGAGAGCCAGAGACAAGGCAAUAAUGAUAAAAGAUCUGCUGGGUUUCUUCCCAGGCUACAUGGCACAUCUUUGUGGCAGACUUCACUUCAAGCCAAAGUCUGAAAGUGGGAAUCAUACAGCAGCAAUUCAAAGCCAAGCUAUGGAGCAAAAUACACCAGGAAAUUUGUCUCUGCAAGCUGCAUGCACUGCAGAGGAGAGGGAAGAAAGGGUGUCUAUUAGACUGCUCUUAUGAAUAAGAGGUCUUGAAUCACAAGAAACAGUCUGGAGAUAUUCUGCAGCAAUUAUGUUUUUACUUGCAUAAAAUGCUAUUAGAUCUUUGGCUGAGAGGCACAUGAAAAACAGGUAUAAUACUAAGUAUGAUUAGCUGUCCCACAUAAAUUAGGGUUUAAUUCCACACCUACUGAGGCUAACAGUAAUGAUUUCACUGAAACCUCCUAAAAUUAAGAUGCCUCUAAAGUACAGAAAUGUAAUAACUGUUCAUCAGCACCUCAAAGAUUAACAAUACUACGUGAAAUAUAAUUACAUCUACAAAAAUACCGUGCAUCUUCAUAUGCCAACACGGCGGCUCUACAGGUGUCUUUAGAAGGAUUCAUCACCAAAAGCUGUCAUUUAGGCCUUCAGAUGAGCAGCAUUUACAGGGAGGAUUGGUCCCAUGCUUUCUUCAGAAGCUGGUUAUUUUCAUUUGCCAACAUUUUCACCCUGUACUAUUUUAGUGCAACUGUUCCUCUAGACUGUUUUGGCACCCGUUCACUUGCUACACCCUCCUGGAUGCAAAUGCAUCUCCUUUCCCCUGGGCACAUAAACACACACCUCACCCUGCAGACAAACAUCAGAAAAACUGAUUUGCACAAGUACUUACAAGUACUUCAAAUACCAACACAAUUGCAACAUUUCAAAGACAGCAUGCAGUAAUUUUUAAAUUAAGAAAUAAUAAGGGGAAGGUAAAUCAAACUAAGUCAUGGAUACCGUGAAAAUUUUUUCUUCAGAUGUGAUCACUUCAGUUUAUAAUUAUCUGAAGUUAUUUGAACCCAAAGAAAUGGGCUGCCAUUACAAGCAGAAGAUUUUAUAUGUACCUCCUCCUUGCCUUUAUUACAUUCCACCAUGUCACAUAUGCAAGUACUAUUAUAAUAAAAAACCUGCUUGGUAAAGCAGCAUCAAACCAAAAUCUUCCAGCUGAGGGAACAGGGCAUCUGUUCCAAUCUCACCUCUUACUGCUCCCUCUAAGACAGCAUUUCCCCCCAGCUGAAGGAGAGCAGGGGCAAAAAGCAGGCUACAAGGAAUUUCAGGGGAAACUCUCUGGGAAGGAGUCUGCCCCAAUGCCAACAAAUGAGAUGAAGUGUAAGGCAGCUUUGGGCUAUGGCAUUCACUCGCUCAAAAGAGAUGGGUGCUCAGUAUCCAGCCCUCAACAGGUCACUCUAGGUAGGACCACACUGCAACUGAUUUUCAGCCCUUAAUCAAUGUAUCCAUGCAGUGUCUGAAUCAUCACUGCAUUGAUGCGAGGCAGAGAAACUCAGGGUUUUGAGGUAAGAGACCUUUGACCUUUCCAAGAUCUUUGGUACCCCCACUGCCCAUUUGGUGUGUGACAAGAACCCAGUGCCCUGUAUCCUGCAGCCCCUUGCAGCACACUCACUGCUGGCUCAAGCUCUGGCUCUUCUCAUUCCCUUUGUUCAUGAACCUGCUCUUCAGAGCACCUAUGGGUCCUGCCAACAUCUUUUUCCACAAGCAUCUCAUACUCAACACAACCCACGGCCUUACUUGGACUUAAAAGCAAUGACAAUUUUACUUGAUUAAGAAUUCUGAAGUUUGGGCUGCAUUCUUGCCGUGGUAAUUAUAAGUGGAAUAUUCUAUUUAUCCUGUUUCCAUCAUAGACGUAUAUUUUCAUUCUGCUUGGAAUGUUUCUCCUCACAUGCUUUCCAAAUGUUUAAUCAAGUGCUGCUCCCUUUGAAAUACUAAUCCUGCCAAAGUUUUUUAUUGCUAUUUUUCAAGCAUUGUGGUGCUUUACCCUUCUCAUCUUUCAAUACUAACAUAGGGUUUUUUUCCUUGUUUUCUGUUGUUUUGUUGAGGUUUUUUUAAGGAUUUGCCUGUGUUACUCCAGCCUAGUCACUCUGUACAUCCCUGCACUCUCUUACAGUAGGAGUCAAGAAACAUCAAACCAACUCUGGGAGAAGCCCUACAGCCCAGCUUGCAGGAUUCAUAUUUUCCUUGACACACACUGGGUUCCCAUCUGAAUUUCUUCUAAUAUCCUUGAUAUUAGUUUGAAACUAUCUCAGUUUUACGUAGUGGGUGGUCCUUUCCUUUCCAACCUGUAUGACUGUGGCUUUCAUUAAUCAGAAACAUAAAAUAAUUAAAAUAUUCUUGACAUUCAUCAAUCUCUAGACACACAUAACUGUAAAAUUUAAUUGUUUAAAUAUCUAAUUAAGACACAUAAUCACUAUACAGCAAAGGCUGCUUUUUGGCCUGUCUCUUACUGAAAACACUGAGCAGAACACUGUAGGGGACCAGGCUCACUCCCAGCAGGUUUUGGUGAGGAGCAGUCAGCACUCCCUGUGCAUCACAACACCCCACACACAGGGGUCACACUGCUGCUUCCUGUCCUGCCAGCCCCCCACGGGAGGGGACGAGGAAAGUACCCAGAUCUCAAACACCAAAUCACUUUCUCAGCUCUUGAGAGCAUGAAUUGCUCUCAUUCAUCUCAGCUGCCUUUCGGUUCUUAAGCCUAAUUAUGAUGUAUAACACCCAGACUUUAUAAUAACUGUGUUUCCAGCUGUUGGCCAUCCUGCUCACUCCAGCAACUGUGCAAGUGCCAAUCAAGGGACUUUCAUGCACCACUUGCCAAACAAAGGACAAAACCACCCGCAGAUCCACCAGCUCCCGAGGACUUCAUUCCUGGGCAAGACCUGCCGGUGGAUUACUCACUCUCUGAACAGGGAUCUAAACCUUUCCCUGUAAUUACCACAGCUCCACUGUGGAUUGAGGGUAGUGCAGGGCUCUUACCCGUACCCAGCCCAUUAAACAAACCAAAAUAAAGCAGGCAAUGCAGUUAUCUCUGGAUUGAGUGGCAAUAAAAUUAAGCCCUAAAUGCUAAUACCUUCAGCUUGCAGGAUAAACACAUUGCCAGAACACAGUCCAGCGUGCAGGAAAAAAGACAUUAACAUUUGUAAAUAAAAGGUGGAAGACAGCUAACACUCUAUUACUGCAAAUAUCAUGGAAUAUAAUUAAGGCUGGUGCAUUUCAGACAUUAGGAUAGACGGCAGGGAGAAGUUACCAGAUCAUUCAGCCAUUCAGUUCUUGAUUUCUUCACAUUUCUUACAGCUAAGUCUCACUCUUGGCUCUUUUUAAGUUAGUGGCUUGCUUGUUCCGAAAACAUUUAAAAAACCAUAAGAUUUUUAGAACUAAAGAACUCUCAGAAAAAAAAGAUCCCAAAAGGAAACAAGUUCCUACAGACAUCAGUAACCUUACAUGAGCCCCACUCCCUGCACUGCCUCCCCCUCCCGACUAUGAAGAGUCCCCUGCACAUCCAGGUCCCCGAGGGCUGUUUCCAUCACGCUCCUUCCAGGUCCUUUUCCACCUUCCUGUCUCUCUCUCCCACACCAGGAUCACUUCUCCAGGACUCAAAGCAGAUGCACUUGGUGAUCUGCAUGUCUCCACCACUCCUGCUCUGCAUCAGAGCUUAGACUGCCUACCUAAUCCACCCCCAAACUUCCAGAACCAGCCCUCUGCUUCAUUCUGUCCUCUGACCUCUGAAUGACAAUCCAGGUUUUCCUUCUCCCUCCAUUAUUAGACAAAAUAAGACAGCCAACCCUUGAGUAACAUACAGAUAAUUUUAAUUUAGAAACACAUUACUGACAAUUUCAACCUUCCUCUAUCCUUUAGAAACCCUGUAAUCUCCUCUUACUUCACAAUUUCCCAAAUCCUUAUCAUACUCCAGCCCAUUUCACCACAAAGCAAGCAACCAAUCUUUUAAGGACACUUACAUUCAACCCAGCCAACAACAAAGAAUAAACCUUAAAUUUCAAACUGAGCUAUUUGAAAAAAACCCAAACAUACUUGUCUUUUGUAAAGUUAACCCUUUCACACACUCACAAUUGUCCCAGAUCCACCUCACUGCAUAAACACUGGGAUUAAAUGCAUCACAAAAACUUUCCAGAAGAUUCUUUAAUCAACUCUGUCUUCCUGUAACAAAAUUAUUGGGCAAACCAUAUCAAUAUCUAUAAAGAAUAAAUGUCUUCAGUCUGUAGAUGAUCAUGGAAGAGACCCAGUGAAGCAGAAAACCAUUUUUUCAGACAUUAAAGCUCUACUCUUAGUUAUCCCUAGCUUUUCAUUUUUACUAUUCUGAUAGGUUUGAAUACCACCCAGACUACCUCAGGAAAAGAAGAUUUAACAAGUAAAUGUCACAACUAUCAUCACCUUUCUUUUAUUAAAAUCACCUCCAACACACAGUUAUUAAUUAUUUAGAAUGAAUUAAAAACCAGGUAGUCAAAAUCAAGUGCUCCACUACAAACAACUCUAAUUAAAACUGACCCUAAAAUGUAUGACAGAAAUAGGUCUAAGCCAGACACAAAAUCACCUAAUCAACCAUCUGAUACAUACUGAAGAGCUCUUACAGAUGGGUCCUGACAAUUGACAGUAAUCAAUGUAUAAACUGACAAGUCUAUCAGAUCUAAUUACUCCCCAAACAAAAUAAACAUGAAUAUUUGUCCUGGUUUCUAUUAUAUUUACAAGGAGGUUGUAACUACAAAGGAAGAACCUUUACCAAAGUCCUGGCUCAAGGCAGAGGCUGGUGCUGUGAUAUUUCUAAGUGAAACAAAGGCAGUGGAGCUGGCACACCAAGCCAUGGCAGCAGCUGAGAAGGGAGCAGAUGCUGGGAGAGGGCACCCUGCAGCCAGGGAGCACAGGAGCACACACCGAGGGAUGACUGCAGCAAUGCCAGAGCCAAGGGAACAGCCUGGCACUCCCAGUGUGCUCCCCAGCAUGCAGGGCACUACUGCAGCAAUGCCAGAGCCAAGGGAACAGCCUGGCACUCCCAGCGUGCUCCCCAGCAUGCAGGGCAUGACUGCAGCAAUGCCAGAGCCAAGAGAACAGCCUGGCACUCCCAGUGUGCUCCCCAGCAUGCAGGGCAUGACUGCAGCAAUGCCAGAGCCAAGGGAACAGCCUGGCACUCCCAGCGUGCUCCCCAGCAUGCAGGGCAUGACUGCAGCAAUGCCAGAGCCAAGGGAACAGCCUGGCACUCCCAGCGUGCUCCCCAGCAUGCAGGGCAUGACUGCAGCAAUGGCAGAGCCAAGGGAACAGCCUGGCACUCCCAGUGUGCUCCCCAGCAUGCAGGGGUGCUACCGGCCUGCUUUCACCAUUGGCAGCAGGAGGGAGGCACAGCAGCUCCAGCAGGAGCAAGUGCAUUAUGAUACAACACAACAUGAGCAUUAUAAAAUGCGAGAUGAAUCUCAAGCCCAGAGGCUCUUUAGCACCACUCCAAAUCACAACUCUCUCCCUUCAUUUUUCUUCUUUGCUUCUAUUCCACUUCUUCUCUCAGAACUUCUGACUUUAUUAACCCUUUUUUCUCUUUCUUGUGUUCUACAUUCCUGUUCUCGUGGUAUCACAUCAGAUUCCUCAAAAAGCACCUGAGUAUUAUCAGCAGAGAUUAUAGGUCAGCAGGCAGGUUUUCUUACAUACUCCAACCCAGUGAAGCUUCAGUUGUUUCCAGUGAGAAAUUAAUCGCUUCAUUGGCACCUCAAUAAGACAUCACACUCUUUUGACAAUCUGGCCCCUGAAUAAAAGUUACAAAAAUCAUAAAUCAAAUUGUAACCUGGUUUUAAUGGUCUGAAUUCAAGUGCUGUGAAUUUGGUUUUUUAUUCUAAUACUUUCCCCAGAAAUUCAAGUCUAACGAGCCCAAAACAGACUUCCUGAAACACAAGCUUCAUUUUUGUUUUCUGGGAAUUAGAAAAGAUGCAGUUACGUGUUAUGCCUGAUUUUUGGUAUCCCUUUCUGGAAUGGUGAGUUCUGGUGUUUGGUUUAACAGAUUACAUCUUUCUCAUUAACCUGGCCUGAAAUUAUGAAUUCAAUUUCUCAAGCUCUUUUUUUGGUUCUUCUAUAAAUCUGUACUAAGAUCCUUGAUCUUCCCACACUGUACCCAUAAUGUGCUACCUGAAUGCAAGCAGCAGCAGCAUCUGGUACAGUAGGUUAUAACUAUUUUACCAUCUGUUCUAUCUGAACUCUAACCUCAAUAAUCCCAUAUCAGCUUUUCCUGUUAACUGCCACAGCUCUUAGAUCUUGGCUUUUACUCGCUCUCUUAAAAUUAAAUUGCAGCAAAAUGCACGGCCAGCUCAUAGACUGCUCUUCAGAAGCCUCCACUGCUCCCCAGGUGACUUCAUUUGGCCAGAGUCUUAAACAAAUUAUGCCUUCAGAGCUACAGGCCUUCUUUUUUUUUUAGUGAAAAAGAUAAAUCAGUAACUGAACAUUGUUCAUUCUGAAAAAUAUUGCUCAAGAUGCUGCCAUGUCCUUUACACACUCAUUUCCAAAGCACUUUGUUCCUAUUGUGCUCUCAUUUAGAAAAGGGCCUCCCCUUCAGUGGAACUACAGGGGAUUCCACACCUUCCAGGAGCAAACUUCAUGGCUGUCCCUGUCCAACCACCUCCCCCUAUGGCCCAAGUCUAUUUUUCCACAAACAGCACCAUCACUAUGACCCCUUCUGCCUUGCUACUCUGUGUUCCCAUAAAACCCAAAUAGUAGCAUCACAGUGAACAAAAAAUAAAAAGUUAAUUUUACUGCAAUAAAUCUAAGUUCUAUCCAAAGUUCAGUAAACUGGACAGAUUCUGUAAACUGAGAGAAGACAUUUGAAACUUUUAUUACUAUUAGGGUUUGUUGGUUUUGAGUUUUGUUUGGGCUGUAGGGUUUUUGUUGGUUUUUUUUGUGUGUGUGUUUUAUUGUUUUAUUUUGUUUUACUUUUAAGACUUGCAUCUCAUGUCAUCAAGUGCUAUUUCAUACAGAUGUUAGAGUUUGAAAGUAAGCUCUAAUUCCAGCUAGAACAGCUCAUCUGGUGGACUGCCUUCAAAUUUAAAGUCUGCUUCAUUUACAAAAAACUUCAAAAAUAGCAACAUAGUAAUUAAAAUCCAUGAAAGACGGUGGCUUUGGUAUAAUUUAAACAUACUCAUGCAAAACUACUACAUACACACAGACAUAUGGAAAACAAAAAUAUAUUUUUAAUAUAUACUAAUCACAGCCACAAGAAUAUUCCCCUCUAUUUUUUACUGUAGUAGUUGACAAUACCAGUUCUUAUGGAUGAUGAAACUGAAGAAAGAAUCAAAUAUGAUUAUCACCAAUUACUGUUUUACACUAUCCAUAUUCAACUCAAACCAGUAAAUCAUAACAGCUCAGUAAACUUCUCUGACUCACUGUCAACUGAACCAGACUGUAAUGCCUACACAAUGAAAACUAUGUUUGUAAAGGAAUAUCUACGUAAGAUUAUUCAACUUUUAUAAUCAGUAUAAUGCCUUCUCAUUAGAAGUACUUGUAUCUUCUCCAUUUUGAAAUAGCACUUCUUGUGUACAAACAUUGCUUCCUUUUGGAUUCCUGUUUAGAAUCUGAACAAAAGGGGAAUUCGAUUUUUUGAAUGUGUGAAGAAAUCAGUUCGUGAGAUAUAAUUUUGCUUUUUCACACAUGAGCAGUUUAAAUAUGUUAUUCAAUGUUAUCUUGAGGCACAAACAUAAGGCAUGGAGGUUAGAGAAGUCAAACCUAGAUACUAGUCUUUUACCUCAAAUGUCUUCCCAAACACACAGCUGAAGAACACCAUGGAAUCUAUGGUUUAACUAAGGAAUAUUGACUUUAAUUGUAAUCUGGGUCCUAUUACACAGACGGUAUACAGUGCCCAUACAAACAUACAGAGUCCCUGAAGAUGCAAUUCCACACGUGUUUUCCAACCACACCAGUGGAUCUAUUUUCUAUAGCUCUGCUCGGGGAAAGGGAGUAGCACUUGAUGCCUUUUGGAGUUUAUGCUAAAACAGCCUCUUCCUCCACCCCCUCCACUAUGCAAAGGAAACAAGAGCUGUAAUGGUUAACAACCGGCCUUCACUUUUCCCCUCCAAAUGCAGGGGGACAUCGGGGCUGCCCUCCCCCACCAAUUCUUUGCAUUCAAAAUAUUUCCACCACUGCAUAAAAAUGACCUUUUUUAUUAUGCAGUUUCACAGAUUUUCCUAGGUGGCACCCCAGGAGCAUAAUCCUGAUUCACAGAACAAAACCUUCUAAUUACCCCAGUUGCAUAAUGCAUUGGCCCAUGAGCAGGAGCUGGCCAGCCCAUGAUCUUAUCUGAGACUGGGGAGCACCUGUGGGAAUCUGUGCCGGGCAGAGGCACCGGCCAGGGCCAAGACCUCCUUGGGCAUCCCGGGGUGGCCAAGGGGAAGGAGGACAAAGGAGAGGAGCCCUCCUGCAGCCCGGACCUUGGGCUCUCCAGGCAGCCAGCCCGGCCUUUGUCUGCUCAGUCUGGCUGCAGGUGGAUCAGGGAAGGAGAGGUUUCUUGCAGCUGCGAUCCUCCACAGCCACACUGCAAUGAGCCAACACCUGACUCAACUGCAAGGAAAACACUCCGACUGGAAAUACUCAGAGUAUAUACUACAGGUUUACUUCAAUCUCAUUCAGAGGCAAGACUGUAAUUUGAAAAUCAGACAUUGCUCGGAUGACAGAAACAAAACACAGUUAUGGAGUACUCCUUACUUUGCAUGUAUUUUUUCUAUCAUGCUGAUGAAAAGCUCUCAGUAUUCUGGCAAACUUCCCAACAGAAACUUUUUAGACACUUUCUUUAGAGAAUUGCAGCAGGUCCUUUUAUUAUUGCUUGUUUGUUUUAAUUUACCAGAGUUGGUCUCAAGUUCCAUCUAACCUUUGAAAAAGAGCAUCCUGUUUGUUUUCAGGAUCAGGUAUUUGCCAUUCACUGAAUUACAAAUGAAGAAGAGCCCUGGACCACUCUUGGUGCCAGCUGGCAAAACACCUUCUGGUCUCAGGAGAAUUUCAAAUGUAAACAUUGAUAUUUAAAAGAACUAUGAGUCGGGUUCUAGUGUGUAACAUUUUACCUUAUAAUAAAGACUAAGCUGGAAAACAUUUCAAUUCUCAACAACGUUUUCAUCCUGCAUUAUAACACACAUGAGUGGCAGAGAGACUUGUCAGCCCAGUGGUUAAGGCACUAUUCAUCUUUCAUCUCCUGGAUCUGGGCUGCAACCACUCGGCAAUAGACUCACUUUCUCACUGGAAAUGUCAUCUCGGAGCUGAGAAACCUUCUUGACAAAUAUGUUUUUGAAACAGAUGUAUUUUUGCUAAACAUUUUAUCUUUGACAAAAAUAUAUUUUGACAGAGGAAGUUCCAUAGCAAUUUUUUUUUUCACCAGCUCUAAUAACAACUUAAGACUUCUAGGACCUAAAUGGGGAAAGCUGCUCAGACUCUGCCUCGCUGAUGGAGGCCAGGCUCCACUGGCUGGAGCAAUGACCACGGCUGUCACCGCCCCGAUGGAAACCCAUGGGAUUGUCCAGCCAAGACCGCUCCCAGCUGUUGGGCAAAGAGCUUACUGAAGGAAGGGAAGGCAGCAAUGUGCCAGCCAGAUGAGUCCUGGGCAGGAGGGGAAGGAGCAAUCACAACAGGUAGAGUGCCCGGAUGGAAAAAUCUCCCCAUGGUAUUCCCUCAUCAGCAAAGACAUUCAUUCUGCUGUAAUGAAUCUUACAAUCUCCUCAUUUAUAUUAAAACAGAUACAGGUUCUGAAAGGUUAUUUUUCAUUUUGCUUGACUGGUGUUUACACAAACAACCCCAAAUUUCAAUUCAAACAAACAAAUAAACAUGCUCAUGUAAGUACUAAUUCAGAACUAAGAUUCCACCCAGAUUACAUUUUCCCGCCUGACAUAAGAGAAACAUGAAGCAGAAAUAAUUACUGUCUGACACGAGGAAAAAUGAUGCUGAUUAACUACACAGAUUUAGUUUUAUAAUACAGAUUUCACUGCAACACUAUGGCCACAUACAGAUAUCUAGGUAUCUACAGCUUUAAAAAGAAACUGCUAAUACAGAGGAGAACGUGGAAGGGGUUUUUGAGUGUAUAAAUAUAUAUUCUUUUUAUCUAUUUAGCGUGCAAAUUUAUUUAAAACACAAUAAAAUGACAGGCAGGUCUAAAAACCAAAUAUAAAAAUAUAAGAAUGUGAAAUGAACAAACUUUUUCGCUCUGCAGAUUUUAUUUUAUUAUUAGAUGCUAUUCCUAACUUGUUAAAAUUGAUCAAAUAGAAAGCUGUGAAUAGAGAAAAAAUUAAGCCAACUAGAAAAGUGUGACUUGGAUUUAAUAUUUUAUAAUUGCCAAGGGACAUACUGAGAUCAAUGAAUUUUUGCCCGAGAUGAACGUCAGAAAGAGAUGUACUUCAGUCUUUUAGGGAACAUUGGUCUAUUUAAUUCUUGUGUCUGAUGCAUGUGAAAUAUGCCUGUCUUGGCCUUCUUGGAGCCUGGAGGCCAUGCUGGAGGCAGACAUUACCACUUUUAAUAGGCCGCCAUCUGAGCAAUGGCAAGGGAUCCAAUAACCCAUCGACUCUAAUGGAUUUGCCUGUUUAUUCACUUACACCUUUUUUUGCAGCUAAUUUUAGUUUUGCAUGCUGAGUUGUUUCACUUUAAAUUAAAUGAAUAGAAACAAAGGGGAAAAGACUGUGCAGCUAAUAAAGCAUGAUUAUUUUCCAAGUUCUUCACAACAGGAUCCUCCAUAUACUAAGGUAUAUCACUUGAGAACAGAUUUGCUGCUGCGUUUUUCCACUUGUUGUCACAAUUAACAAAGCUUCUUUUAAAUUUAGUGAGACAAAAAGUAGGUUAUUAUAAAGUCUUACUUAUGAUGCACUAAUGACUUGCAGCAGUAUAAGGCAACCAGCUUCAAAUCAUUAUGAGGGUCGUGAGCAUCUUCAAAGACUAAUACAGGUAAUGUUAAUGAUUGUGCAGAAUUAUCCCAAAAAAACCAGUAAACAGUUUAAUCUAGCCCUUCAUGUGUACUUCGAAGAUCACAGGUAACACUUAAUGUGUUACUUAUAAACUUACAGUCCCUCUAGAUACAGAGGAACUCUGAGUAAUAAAAAUUUCCACUACAUUUGAUCCUUAGGAAAAAUAUACAUUACAGGCUAAAACUUAUUAGGGGAUAUAAUCUCUAUAUUUGGACUGCAUUAAUAUUUUGUUUCUUUACAGCAAAACUCUUCCUCCCUUUCCUUAGGAGAUGCCUCUUGCAUCUCACUCUCCACAACUCGUGGGUGCUCUGCCAAAGCUUGAGGUGGUCUUUGAGGUCCCUUCCAACCCAAAUCAUUCUAUGAUUUAUUCCAGAACCUUCUGCUCAGCCAGCUCUUUUUACAGACCCACAGUUCAGGUGCUUUGCUUUUCUCAGAAAGGCUGAAAGGACCUUCCUGAGGGGCUGUCACUGCAAGGCACAGCUUUCAGUGAGUUACAGAGGGGCUUUUUGUCCGGGUUUGGUUGAAUCUCCCGUUGCCAGGGCUCCCCAGUGCCCAUCAGUUAGAGAGGGCAGCCAGGGCCAGGUGUCACCUGCUGCUGACAGGUCAUUCCCUGAAGCUCUAGGAGCCUCUGUGUCCCUGCCCGGGGGGACACAUCCCUCUGGGCACACCGACAGCCCCUGACACUGCCUGCCCUCAGGAAAUCACUGUGGCUUUCAGGCAGCAAGUCAUCACAUCUAGGCAGGAAUCAUUCUCUUUUAAAGGCAUCAAAAGAAUACAGCUCCUUCUUCCAGAAAGAACAGCCCAGGCUUGGUCCCCGAGGUAACCAAAGCACAGCCCCACCGGGUCAGCCCAGGAGAGACAGCUGAACUGGGGCAGUCCCCACAGACUCUGACUUCACUGCUGCAAAAAACUACUUUUUCUUAGAAUAAAACUGCACAAAAUACAGCAGCAUGUGGUCAUUUGUUCCCUCUUCAUGACAGAAACCAAGACGCAUGACACAUCUACAGAAGGCUGUAAAAUGGGGUAAGGUUUGUGACCAAACUGCAGGAAUAUGGAUAUAAAAAACUAAUAUUAAGGGCCAAAAACUUGGGAGCCAAAACUCUGCACCACUUUGGACCACAGCUGCAGGGAGAGCAGAGAUGCAGCAAGAGGGGAGCACGUGUACCUUUUAUUUAGAAAAAUACAUUUAGUUUGGGAGCUGCUUCCCCUGUAAACAGUGUCUGUAGCACUAAAUAGCCAUAAAAUAAUGUAAAAACUCUCUUUGGAGCAAAGCAUAUUACAACAAAAAAGGGUCUGUGUCAUUCAGAAGGGUCCACAGCACUAGCAGUUACUAACACAGGAGGAAAACGAAGUAGCUACAAGUCCUUUUUUUUUGUCUCCAGCUGGUUAUGUUUUUCUUUAAGGGAUCACAUUAUGAAUCUGACAUCUCCUUAUUUUUGCCAAAAAGACUUCACCUCCUUUUAUAUCAGUUGCUGAUCUCUUACAGAUUCCUUAAUAACAUGGUGUGACACAGAAUCAACUCAGAGGCUUUACCAGGGCUUUUGGGCUGGAUUUGUUUUUUUUUUUUUGGUCAAAGUGGCUCACAAGAAACAAAAGUAUGUAUUUCAAAGGAUGAUCCACACAUUAUGAAAAUUGGCAUCUUCACUUUGCAUUCAUUUUAUUGCUAGCGAAUGUUUCCUCUUAGAAUUGAGACUGCAGUGGAAGACUUUUUCUGAGAGAAAACUAUCAACAGCAUCCCCUUAAAUAUAUAGGAAGAAUUAAAAAAAGGCUCCUCAAAUAAUUUCACAUCAGUCUGCACAUCUAAAGCUUAAACCUGUUGGAGAUAAGUAUUUUUGGAUAGUUACAAAUCCAGCUUCCCUUUUAAAGUGUUAGCUCAGACCUAUUAUUUAAAUGUCACAAACACCCAAAACCAACAGGACAUUUUAUAAGCACACAGACAAGUAAAAAUAAUCCGCCUGCUUUAGAUGCGUGUAAGUGAAUCUGCGACACAGAAGAAGUUACAUGGCAGCAGAAUAAUUUUUUCCCCCAAAUUGUAUUUGUAGACCUGGAUACUAACUCCCAGACACACUGUGGAAAGAAAAAUGGGAACAACAGACUGAAGUUGGGAUUGAUUUACUUCAUUAGCUGGGAUUACAAGUUUAACUUACAAACCAGAGGUCAAAAUUUCUCAUUAACAAGGGGGCCAUGAAUUGCUGCAGGGCUUGGUUCAAGAGGAGACCACUCUUAUUACUAACUACACAUUUCAAUCUGUCUUUGAUGUUCUCCUUCUACCCUCCUCCCUUUUAUUUUUUGGCAGAGGAGUUGAUUUUAAUUGUAGCUAUACAACACAGCUCAGUUUGCCUGAGAGCCAGCCUCCACAUCUGCAGUGAGUGCAGUUCUAGUGAUAUUGGGUGCAGUCCAUAGCUUAGGGCUAAUUUUAAUGGCUCCCCUUUUCAUACAAGGCUCAGAUUGUUUUCCACGUGAUUCCUGUUAAUUUAGCUGCAGGAAAGGGCAUCAGUUUUCCUUGCGAGUUUCUGAUCCAUACUUCUAAACUAGGUGAAAUGUAUUAAAGAAGAGAAAUGAUCAUAAAAUAAGAGAUUGAAUUUUCUACUGCCUCCCUAAGUGAUUAAGCAAGUAAUCCCACUAUUUUAAUGCACAAAAGAAAAACAGAACAUACAAAUGGUAUUUUUCUUAUGUCUGCAUUUUGGUAAACAAUUUAUGAAAUGCUGUAAAGAAGCUCUUGAAAUCUCUAACAGAGCUAAGAGUUAAAAAUGUCUGGAUAUUGUGCAUUUUCAAAAUCUACAGAUUCAAACAAAGAUUUCACAGGAGAUUUCUCAAAACAAGAGUUGUGUGCAUCAUGGCAGCAGAUGGUGGAGUAUACCACCAAAUAAUAAAAUGUUUAAUGAGUAUUUUCUAUUUUUGAUGAAUAGAACUAAAAUAUAACUGAAUAGUCAAAGGUGGAGUAUUCAAACAGAUUAAAAGUGCUCAUUCUACAGAUCUACUCCAGUUUUUAAAGGAAAACAUGCCACUGAUGCUGGUUAAACAGCUGAAAUUUUCAGAUAUCACAUACAGUUGAAAUCAUAAUCGAAUUUGUCUCAGCAAUCAAAGUUAUACUCUUCUACAGCUGGAACCACCUUUGAGCAUUGCCAAAUUAGAAAACCCUCAAAAAAAAGAGCAGUCAAUUCUUACGAGUAAAAACCACAGAUAGCCUUUUAACAAAAACAAAGUAUGAUGGUAAUUUUUUUUCAUAAUUUAAAUGUAGAAAAACAAUCGCUAAGGGUAACGGCUACCAAAAUAAUGUCAUAGAUAUACGGUUUCUUGCCUUUGUUUACACACAUCUGUUUUGACUACAAAGAGCUACCAUCUCCAGCUUCAUACCUAUUUAUUACUAGUUAUGAAAGACAAUUCUGCACAUGGUAAAUUCAUGCACACUUAUGAUGCAAAACCCCAAGGUGAAAAGACAGGAAUGAUUAGGUGAGUAAUUUUAGUUUAGGACCAACACAAAUUUCUAUUUAUUCCAAUAGACAAAAAUCUCCUGUAUAUUAUGCAGAUCUGUUCCACGUUUCCCAUUUUCUACUGGGCCAGUUUCCACUUCCCACUUGGGGGUAGCACGUAUUAAAUCACUUUCUUGUUUAUAUGAGCAGUUGCUGUUAAUAGUCCCCUCUCCAAGCUUUUCCAGUGGCAGAGCACUAGAAGAUAUGCUUUCCACCCACACCAGAGCCAAGAAUUCACUUCUUCUGAUGGCCAAGUCGGUCCCUUUUUGUGAAGCCUCCUAUUGCCAGCGUGUAGCUAAUCUGCCUCUGGAACUCCACAAAGAGCCUUUGUCUGCCUCUGGGGAGCUCUGGGGCUCCGUGGGCUCGCCCGGCUCUGCCUGUCAGGGCUGGUGGCCACACAGGUCAGGGCACUGGCCACGGCUCCCCGGCACCUUCGCGGGACGCGCGGCCGCAGCUCGGGAAGGGCUCAGCGACACGGGGUGCAAGAGCCACCCUCAGCUUUCAACAGGGGGUUAUCUUAACAACUAGACAUCUUUAAAAGGUCAUUAUUGCAGUCUAAUUUCAAACUGGCACCAAAAUGAAGGGCUGUCUUUGUGCAGGAUUAAUUUAAAAACCUCAGGAUUUGAUGUCAGUGGGAAAUAACCAGCGUGGGACUCAUAAUGCUGCCUUCUCCUGCUUCUGGCCAGCACCUAGGGCUAAUUUCUUAGGAGAUGAAAACUAUGACAAGCCCUUCAGUUAAGCUGAAAGCAGGCAGCAGUCCAGUAACACCCACAGGCCUCAGAGGCAUCCUGUGACCCCCUUAGAAAAGUCACAUUCACUUUGCUCUUGAGAAAGGAAAAAUAAUGCUGGAGGCAUUUUGUUUUAAACCAUGUGAAAUAAGGAAAUGUGAGGAUGUGAAAAUGAAGUGAAAAAAGUUAGAAUUCAUUUCCUCCCUUUGCAAUGGCUUAGAAGCAAAACUGGUUCAUUUUGAAAGUGUGUGUAAAAAUCUGAUACAUUCACCAGUAGGCAGUGACUACAAAAUGCUUAAGGUAAAAUAUGUAAAUAUGUAAAAUAAUCUCUUGAAAACCAUCUCCUUUUGUGCUUGAAAGCAUUUUGUAAAAGCAUCUUUAUUUCUCAGUAGCAUUAACAGACAGUCAGAAAGAAAACUUGUCAAAACAAAAAAUAGCAACAAAAUUCAAGGUACUCAAAUAAUAUUUUGAAACAAAUCUGCAGAAUGGUGAAAGGGAAGAAAAUUAAUGCAUAAGUUCCUUGGAUGACUUCUGCCCUUUUAGUAUUAAUCUGAAUAAUAAUAAAGGAACAUGUAAAUUACAGUUUCAAAAUUUUAAAUGGGGUUAUUUUAACUAUCACAGACUUAAGGCAAAUCUAAUCUGCCAAGUCUUCACUCUCAUUUCAGUCUAAAACUGUGUCUCACUUUUUUACUCCUAUUAUGCCUUUUAACUUAGAUGGGCUUUUUAUCUCCUAGCUAAGCACAUCCAACCUCAUUUCCUCGUUCCCAUUAAAGAGGUCUACACAAACGUGCAUUCAGUCUGUUUAUUACUUGCCACAGACUGUUCAACUUGUUCCAAAAUACUCUCAUUAAUAGAAGGUUGCACGUUGAGGACCCAUUAGAAUGCUCAAAUUAAGAGAAUAUUUGAAACUUUCAUUCUUUGUCCAAAAUUCUUGAGAUGUAUUACCUAUUAUCAUAUUAUCAACUACAUAACCAAAACCAAGCAGCAGAGAAUUCAUUAACAUUAAUACAAAUUUCAAAAACUGCUCCACAAGUGAGGUCUCAAAUCUGAAACAUGAACCCCAGCUCUAAAAUAAUUUGUCUUGGUUUAAUUUUUUUUUCCGUAUGUAGAGAAAGCUAAGGUAAGGAACAUGUAAGAAGAAAACAGGAACAAAGGCAGAGGAUGGGAAUCUUCACUGCAACACACAGGUACUGAACGAUCCUUGUAGCAAAAGGCUACAAAAAAAAAAGCUGAAAAAAUUCACAGGAUAUCAGGCUUUAAGGGGGUAUGUAACUACAGAAACACCUACACUAGAAAGGAAAUAAUGAUAAAUUGGAAUUAUUUUGAGACAUAGCAAAAAUUUACACAGUCCAGGAAUUUUUAUAAAAACUCUUCAAAAUUAAAUCUUUUUCAAUGACAAAAAAGGACUAAAUAAAUUAUUGAAGCAUCAACAUCUGAGCACCACAACCAGGCUACCCCACAUUAAUUUAUGGGGAGUCAGAUGUAUUCACCAUGCUGUAAAGGACUUCUUACAACCACCCCAGAAUCCUGACACUGUGACAAGUUGAAAGGAAAUUUGGGAAGUUGAUAAUGCCAAAGAAUGACAUAGCCAAAGUCUUCAUCAUUCUCUUUUCCACAGUAUUAUGACUAAGUGGAUGAAUGUAGGAAUGGCAAGAGGCCGGUCUGGAUCAGUUUGAAAGGGAAUCAAAACACCCAGCUUGAUUUUCCUGCCCGCCAUGCACCCAAGCUGUGAUUUCUCAGUAAACUGAAGCUGGAACGAUGAUGCAUCUUGACAUGCUUUUAAUAUGCAAACUAUUCAUCGUAGAAGCUAUGAUUCUGCAAAAUUUUUAACUCUGAAGUGCAUGCUUGAGUUAAGUAUUUAGCUAAAUUGGCAUUUUUUUCUACCUAAGACAGCUAUAGUUAAUGGGUCAAAACAUAAUUUGCCUGUCUAGUUUGAGCUCACAGACAUUUGUACAAGUGUCACAAUCAUUCAUGUGACACUUGUCUGCUUUAUUAUUCUAUGCCAAAACCGAGCAAAUGUUUACAAGAUUUGUUUUUCUGAAGCAUAUAGGGAACAUAUAAGAAAAGGGAAAGACAUGAAUAGGAGUAAGCAGGGAAGCUUCACAGACACCAAGACUGCUCCUUUCCAACACUGCUUCUCUGAAUGCAAGCUUCUCCUCCCUGUGUCUUUACAUUGUCAUUAAAUCAUUAUAAGAAUGUUUAUAAUCAACUCAGUUAUGGUCAAGUGUGCAUUGGCCUGUAAAUUCAAACAUCCUGCCCUCCCAUCAUCCGUUCACUUCCUCACAGGCACAGAGAGGAGCUUCCUGACUGAAAUAUCCCAGAAUAUGGGCACAUGGGCUCCUUCUCCUCAGCUCUGACCCCGAGGAGAGAGCUCACACACAGCUCCUCCACGGCAAUCUCAGCACAGCAAAACAGCUUCUUUGUGUAAUUCCUUUAUUUUCAUUCCACAGCUGCUCUUUACUGAGACUUACACAUAUAAGCAUUGCUGGGAAAGUAUAGGAAAGUUAAUAAUUGUUAAAGGCUUACAUGAAAGUAAUUGUUCUGUUUCUUCUGAAUUGCCAAUACUGAUUUUGCUGUGAGAGGGGAUUAUGGAAAGAAAUGGAACACUAGAGACGGGAAAGUACUGUUACCAAAAUAAUCUAACAAAUGCAAAUACAGCCCCCAGUAUUAACAGAAGUGUCGAGUCUAAGAGUACAGACAGAUGUUCUCUCCGGAUCCAGCUGUGCAGAUGAAGGGCUUUGUGCCCCCCAGCUGCUCCCCGGUGCCCCCUGCUGAAGUCAUUAUCCCGGAUCCGCCCCGAUUCACUCGGGGCAGGGCCAGCCCCAGCCCACACCCUGCUCACAGGGCCACCAGGACCCGGAGCUUUGCCCCCAGUGAGUGCCCCGGCACAGACCACGGCAGUGACUUCCUCAGCCACUCACAAUGGCAGCCAGAGCAGUCCUGGCACUGACAUGCUCCUUCUGAAGCCCAAGGAAACAGGCACUGCUAAAUUGCCAUCUCCCUCAGAAAUAUAAAUAAAAAGCAUUUUUAAAAUCACCUAAGCAAAUAAAGCAAUGCCUAGCAUCUGAUUUUUAUUUUUUGGUUUUUUUUUAACAAACAUACCCAUGGAUUUUUCCUACUGUACUACAGACAGGACUCAAACAGCACUGACAUCUGAAAACAGCACAAACAGUAAUGAUAACUUAAACUGUGCACAGCACCAAAACCAUCACCUUUGUUCAAAUAACACUCGUAAGCGAUCACCAAGAGUAACAACUUAAACCACAAGCCAAAACAUUGGUUUGUUUGGUGAUUCUUGAUUUUGAGGGCAUAGAUUGUACUUGAUGUAACUUUCACACAGAAACAAUCUGAGAUUUCUGUUAAUAAAGACAAAACUAAAUAUACAAAUCGGAGAACAUUCAGAGCUGCAAACUCCUUAUCUAGAAUGACACAUUCCCUUAUCAACCUGUAAAAUGCAUUGGAGACCAGUAUUUUUUCCUUUUAAAUUUGCAAGAGAACUGUGUAUCAUCUUUCACUUAUUUUUGGAGGUGUAUUCCAAACCAUACAACACAGAUUUCCCAGCCUAACCACAAGGUGCCUACUGUUACACUACACAUGUUAAAAGAGCUCUUUAAAUACGAAAUACUUUAAAUACUAAAUGCGACCAUAUUUUCAGUUGGAUUUCAUCCUGCUCUGGUAACUUCUCUCUUCAGGUGACAAACUAGCAGUAACUGAAUUCAUUACAGCCUGAUUAAUUAUGCUGCUUUCAUGCAAAGGAAAAAGAGACUUCAAUCAGAAGUGGUAACCUUAAACAGUACCUGUGCAGCAGCAUAUCAGAACAUCAAUCCCAGAUCCAUGCACUUCCAUUUGCUUUGAGAAUUUUUAGUAAUUACUUCUCUCUUACUAUCACAUAGCUCAGCUCAACUCCACAGCCUGAAAAACUAAAGGGAGAGAUGUGGAACACACCAGUUCCAGCUGACAGGAUUUAUACCAGUUACCAGAAACACUGAAAAGCACAUCUUAUGCUCUCCACUUGCUUACCACAACCUAACUACACAACCAGCCUUUUUCUCCCCAGCUGAACACAGCAGGAGUUUGGGGAAUAAAAGGAGAAGAGAGGAGUGGAGCCAAAUGUCAGAGAUCUCUUUUCUCAUACAGCUGACGACUUGCCAGGUUUUCAGCUACUACAUAUUUGGAGACAAUUUCCUCAAAUGAUCCAGAAGCUGAGAACCACCUGGCUGCUGCCUUCUCCUGAAGCAGGGCUAUCACCACAGCACAGAGAUGGUACCUAGACAGUGAGACUGCUUUUGCUUCCUUGCCUUUUGUGCUUGUUAACGUGCAAAGGCAACUUAAUGUAAGACAAGAAUCUGGCAUAUGUGUCUAAAAUACACAAUGCAUAAUUAAACUGGGAAUGAAAAGAAAUCAAAGGUAUAUAUGUUCAAAUAGUAUUUAUUGUUCCUUUACAUAAAGGAACAAGGAACUUGGCAAAUAUUUCUUAGGAAUAAAGGCCCAUCUUCACAAAGUAUGGGUUAUGAAUAGCAAUGAACAAGAUAAGAGCACAAGAGAUAAAGCCAGCUAGAGUAAGCCACAGAUGGAAGCAGAGCCAGACUGACAAUGGAAGAAUUCCCACCCUACCGGGCUCCGGAGCGCUCUCCACACAACCAUUAAUGCCAGCACACAUCAGCAUUUACACCAAAGGAGACUCUUCAGAGAAAUAUUUUUAAAUGCAAAGUUUGGGAUAUCUCUUUUUUAAUAUGGAUAAUACUCAAAGCAUAUAUCUCUCUACAGACUUAGGUCUCUGGUGCUUAGACUGUACCAUGCCUGUGUGCUCCGCUGCUAACGGCGAUUUGAGGAAUUUGCUGUACCUACAGAAUUGUAUUAUGGAGAUCCUAGAGGGUAUGACUAAAACUUGUUGAAAUUAAGUUCUAAGGAAAUAUAUAAAUGUAGGUGACUGGUUAGGGUUUGGUUAAACUCAAGAAGAGAAGGUGCUCCCAGGUCUCUUUCUCAGAGCUAACUGCCUGUAAUAAUAAAUACACAAGGUCAGCUGUGGGAUCAGAUGCUUUGGAGAAAAAUAAUAAUGCAUUACAAAUAUUGCCAGACCAACAGGCUUCCCUGUCUCAUUCAAACCCAGCAUCAUCCUGUGUGAACAAAAACUGCAGGAAGACAGCUUAGACUGUCACACUUAGGCAAAAGGAGCCGGCACUGCCUGCAAACAAAAUGCAGUGACAAAAUGUCAUCCCUCUUGUUCUUCACUUAGGGAUGCCCCUGCAUUACACUUAUGGACCCAGGUUGUCACAUCUCUCUUUUAAUUAGACAAAAUUAUGCUGCAGCUAAUACCUAGCAGAAGAAUUUUUUGUGGUUGUGGGGAAAGUAUGAGAUCAGCCUGCAAACGUCACCUCUAAAAGAAAAAGGAAAUGUAACUCAAGAAUAGAUUCUUUAAUAAAGAGCAUUGUUUAAACACGUAAGGCUCCUCAUCUUUACCCAAUUCCUGUAAACAAAAUUCUGAUAUUUGUCACAGAUAAGAGAUUCAAAACCACGGAAUAACAAGUAACCAAAAAAUGUUUUGUGAAUUAAUUAAAAAAUUGUGAAACUGUAUUAUUCACUAAAUUGCUAACACAUUCUUCUAAAGAGAAUGAAAUGUAAAGAAAAAUUCAAUGGAUUUAUUUUCAAUUAUAUGACUGCCUUCUUUUCAAUAUUUUUCCUCAAAAUUCAACCAUGACAAAAAAACUUUUGUACAUCUGAACAGAGAUGAAAAUAUAUACAUAAUAUUUUAUCAAUCGCUAUUAAUGUUGCUAUUAGUAUAAAUAGUCAAAGACUUUAAAAUGUUCAAAAUAUAUAUUUAAAUAUAUUCCAAAGAUAUAUAUAAAUGAACCAAAAAUUAAUCUUAAAAAAAAUAGCAGAAGAGCAGAAACCACCCUCACAGUCUUCAGAUUUGGCUGGCUCAACCAAUCUGCUAUGGCCACUCAACCAGUUAAAUAAAUUUCUUUAAUGAUUUCACCAUUUUAGGCUGCCUAUCUACAAGUUCUUACUGUCAACAUGAGUUACCCUGUGUGCUGCAACUCCCCCAUCAACUGAGACAAAGUAUGACUGCUGCAGUGCUCUGUUACCACGACAUGCUUCUCAUGGAUCUGUGUCCCAAACGUCAGGAUGAUCCAGCACAGCCAGCCAGAAGUGACCUGUUAUCAGACCUGGGAGAACAAUUCCCACCAGAGGUACAGCCCAGCAGGUGCAGGGGUUUCUCUGAUGGCACCCUGGGGCUGGGUGUCACUCCCACCAGAGGUACAGCCCAGCAGGUGCAGGGGUUUCUCUGAUGGCACCCUGGGGCUGGGUGUCACUCCCACCAGAGGUACAGCCCAGCAGGUGCAGGGGUUUCUCUGAUGGCACCCUGGGGCUGGGUGUCACUCCCACCAGAGGUACAGCCCAGCAGGUGCAGGGGGUUCUCUGAUGGCACCCUGGGCUGGGUGCCAGGUCUGAGUCCAGGGUGGCUGCGCUGCAAGGGGAGUGUGAGCAGCUGCAGGAGUGAACAGGACACAGCUCAGGAUGACUGCCCAACCUGACACCCAUCCCAGCAGGGACAGGGCUCAGGGGUCAAUAGCACACCCAGACCAGCAGGGACAGGGCUCAGGGGUCAAUGGGAUGCCCAUCCCAGCAGGGACAGGGCUCAGGGAUCAGUGGCACUCCCAUCCCAGCAGGUACAGGGCUCAGGGGUCAAUGGGACUCCCAUCCCAGCAGGGACAGGGCUCAGGGGUCAACAGCACACCCAGACCAGCAGGGACAGGACUCAGAGGUCAAUGGGACUCCCAUCCCAGCAGGGACAGGACUCAGAGGUCAAUGGGAUGCCCAUCCCAGCAGGGA